AUGUCUGAAAACGACGACUAUCAAAUUGCUGUAAUCGACAAUGAAAUAGACGCUCGUGUAUGUGCCAAAUUGGUUGCAGAAGAAUUUGCUUCGCAUGAGGAUUUGGCGCAUUUUGCUCAAUCAACACCCGAAGAAUUAUUUAUCGAAUGGCUUUGGCCUUUAACGAGCGCUCUAUUUCAUGAAAAAUUAUCACUUCUUAUGCGAUAUCGUCCAACCAAUGAAAUUGUUGCAACUGUCAUCGCUAGUGAUCUAUAUCUAUAUUGUAAAAAAUAUCCAUAUGAUACAUUUAGUCCUGCAUCUGAUGAUCCAGUACUAGAUUUAUUAGCAGAAGCUCUUGAUGAAUUUGUUCAUCAUGAUUUCAAUCAUGAAUUAAAACCAAAUACGGUUUUAUUUAUUUCCGUUGGCGCAACACGACUUGAGCACACAGGUAAAAAAUUAGCUGCUCAAUUACGUGCUCAUCUCUGUAAUUAUGCAAGAGAAAUACACAGAUUUCAAUAUGCAUUAGUACAGACGACUAAUCCAGCAACACGUCAUAUCUAUGUUAAAAAAAUGAAUGGAAAAGAAAUGAGAAUAAUUGAUCCAGUAACAUGGAUAUGGAAGAAGAAAGGUGAUGGUCUAUCAUAUCCCCUUAAAGAUUACAAAGGUGAACCAAUAGUCAAUAUUCUUAUCAAUUUGAACGAACUAAAACAAUAUAAUUAG
Molecule: messenger RNA, 699 nt
Organism: Rotaria sp. Silwood2
Lineage: Eukaryota; Metazoa; Rotifera; Eurotatoria; Philodinida; Philodinidae
Source: the annotation of a GenBank genome assembly